Messenger RNA from Stegostoma tigrinum, 9887 nucleotides. RefSeq lists its product as uncharacterized. The transcript has 39 exons. NCBI's taxonomy places the organism in Eukaryota, Metazoa, Chordata, Chondrichthyes, Orectolobiformes, Stegostomatidae. The record is from RefSeq and is a predicted model, not a curated record. Bases 33 to 5015 code for a protein of 1660 amino acids. Gene Ontology annotation, molecular function: protein binding.
ACCAUUUUGUUGUCUGUCAGCGGAAUAAAGUUAUGGAACCUGAGAUUUGGGAUAGUGAUGGAUGUACUACAUCUGAUUCAAGUGACCUGCCAGAUAUAGUUUCCUCUGAUGAGGAUUUUAAAUCGUGGUUUCCUCCAAUCGAACCACCACAGCUAAGCUAUGAAGUGUUGAUUCCCAGGAGAUGGUGUUAUCUGAGGAUGUCUGUAUUGAAGCGGUACUGUCACAUUGUGAAAGUUCAGCUCCUGGGCCCAAUUCUUUUUGGCAGACCUCACCUGGAUGAACGCUAUAGGAACUGGGCAACUGAAGCAGAGCUUGUCCAAUACGAAUGUUGUGAUGAACUAUGUGACCUUGAUCUCAAAGCACUGGAGAUAAUCGAUCUUCUGGAAUCUGCGCACAGGGCUCUACUUGUGUAUGCUUUGAAACGACCACUGCUGAAACAGUUUGUUCGUGUUGGUGAAAACCUUGACCAGUGUUCCACUUUGGAAGAGGCAAUACAAGUGGUAAAGCAGCAAACAAUUUUUCGGGAUGCCUGGAAGAUGUUGGCCUUUGGGAAUAAAAUGCAAGCAGCUACAGUCCUUGCUCUUACUGCUCUUCAUUAUUUCCGUCAAAUAAAGCAAUAUUCUAUUGAUCAUGAUGAUCUGUUUGAGCAAUUUGAAGAUCAGUGCUUUGAGGAAGAGGAGCGAACAAAAGUAUUUCAGGAGCAUUGGGAAUUGGACAUGAAGAAGCAACAUUAUGAAGCAGCAGUAAAGUCUUUGAAUGAGGCAAUACUAGUAUGUGCAUUUAAUCAUUUGCUGUAUGAGAAGAGAUCUUAUUGCUAUUUCCAGUUGUGUCAAUACAAAAAAGCAUGGAGUGAUGCCAAAAGGUGCAUUGUUCUGAGGCCUCAUUCCAUAGAGGGUCAUUAUCUAUUUGCAGGAGCACUAUGUGGAAAAGGCUGGUAUACUCGUGCAUUGAAGGCUAAUUCUUUGGCAAUUCAAGUAUGUCAGUGGAAAGGGCUGAAUGUGAAGGGCUUGAUGGAACAACGAGAAUUGAUCCAGUUUGAACAAUUACUUUCAUCAGAAGAACAAGCAAUUGAAAAGUGGGAGAAAGAUGACCCCAGUUUGAAAGAGCAAAGCCGUGAUUCUGAGAGUUCAACAGCUGAAGAUGUGGAUGAGGAAGAUGACAACGAUGUGAUUCCUACAGUAGAAUCUUUGGAUACUUGGGUCAAAAUUGCGAAGGAUAACAUGUACCCUGAAAAGGAACAGAAUCAGCAAGCUGUACAUUUCGAUAUUCCUUUUUUGUCACUGGACUUCAAAGCUAGCAGUUCUGACUCUGAAGAUGAUAGUAUAUACAAGUUACACCAAAAGCAUGAGUCAAAGAUGUCAUCUGAGUGUGAUCAUUCUGAUUCCGAGUCAAACUCCUCCUUGAAACAAAGUCAAUGCAAUUCUUUGGAAUCUGGCAGGCUGGAAAAAGCAGCAGAUGUAUUUGUAACCAAAACUCUACCCGUUCCUUCUGAGCAUCUUGGAGAAGUGACAUUCCUACUUCCUGUAAAAGGUGCAUGCUGUUCCUGCGUGGAUCAUGAGACAGUUGUGGCAUCACCACCAAUGAAUUCUAAAAAGGACAUGUCCCCACUCUCGUUAUCCUCAGUAGCACACCGACCGUCUUAUGAAAGUGAUUUAGUGUCAGAAGAAAUGGAAGAAACUAGCAGCGAGAACAAGCAGCAUAUGUUGUGUGUUCCGAAGGAAGUGCAGCAGGAACAGCAGAGCAAAUUGGAAAUGAGCUCUGAGGUGGAAGAAAGAUUGCUAAAAUGCAAACUUAAAGAAGCUUCUCAGGCACUGAUGGCAUCUAAUUUUAGAAAUGCCCAGGAGAACUAUUUGAAUGCCCUGAAACUCAUAAAAGAAAAGAAGGUGUACAACUUGACUACCAUGGAGUACAUUCUUAUCGAAUAUGCCUGUGGGCUAUCAUAUCUAGGAAACGGUGUAAUUCAGAAUAUUCUGAAGGCUGAGCAACACUUUAUGAAAAUUCUUGAAGAGUUCAAGGAAGAAGAUUCACGUCGCCUCAACUGCCUCUCGUAUUAUGGUCUCAGUCGAGUCUACCUCAAAUGGAAUAGGUAUAAAGAAGCGCGAUCAACUUUAGAGAAGUCUCUUACACUGGUCGAGAGUAAUUUGGUUCCAGGACUUCAAACGUGGCCAGGCACAGAUACAGUAAUUGAAGAAACCAGGGAUGGGGUACUGAAAGAACUAUUGAAGUCCCUUCUUAAAGUGUGCUUGUGCUACCCACGGCCCGAUGCUGUCUGCCGUUAUGAGUUCUGUUAUACCCAUAAUAAAAAACGUGACAUUUAUGCAUUCGAUCCUGACUUUAAGGGGUUUGUUCGAGUGCACUGCAACUACGAUUGCCGUACUGAGUACCACUUAUACUGCUGGAGAUGCUGCAAAAUUAAGGAGCUCCAAGAUAGAGUAGAAAAGGAUAUUUUGAGUUUGGACUGUCUUACCCCAGACUGUAUAGGGUGCAUCUGGAAAGUGGAUAUUUUUCAGGACUCUCAACAAAAAACAAUUGAAUGUUUAAAGCCAAAAAGAAAUAAAACAAGCUCUAAUCAAGAAACUAAGGCAGCAUUCAGCAGUUUUACCUUGAAGAUGAUUACCAGGAAAAAAGAAAGGAAGUAUCAAAAUACAGGAAAACAACUGUCUAAUAUCCACCAACAACAAACUGAUAUUUUGAACCGAAAACCUGACCAGAAUAGUAUGAAGGAUGAAACAGUUGGAGCCAGGAAGAACGCAGGGAAAACUAAGGAUAUAGCACUUUCGAAUGAAUGGAGAAAAAAUGAUAAAAACAGAAAUUUGAAAAAGGCAGCAACUGAACAGAAUGAGAACAGUUAUGCACAUUCUGAGAUGACAGAUUACUACAAGUGUGUGUCCAAAGAAGAAAAGGUUCAAAACUCAAACACCAGUACAUACUUGGAUAUUGAUCUUCAAAAUAUAAAUAGCUCAAUAAAUUUGGAGUUACUUUUCAAUAAAAAGAAGAAAUGCAAAACUAAAGAAUUGGGAGCAUCACAAGGCAAAGGUGAAGAACAUGUCACAGAGCCUGUAGACUGUAACCUACUUCUAUAUAAAUCUCUCAGCCCAGUAAAUUCUCCACAUUCCACCUGGUUAGAAAAGGAACAAGCAAGCUUGGAUGAUUUUUGUUCUAAAUUGCAGUCAUUAAAAAACAGCAGUGGACCAGCUGAACAUAGUAUUGUCAAUAAGAAAAUAACUAUGAGUGAUGGUGCUGUGCUCACGGACCCUAUUAAACCCUUUGAAAGCAAAGAGAGGACCUUCUUGCAACUGUACCAUGAGAACAUUUAUCUCAAGCAGAAUUAUGAGAAGUCAGAAAAAUUAUAUGCUCGACUUUGUGCUGACACUCAAAGUGAAAUUAAAGUACUCAAAGAAAAGCAUGAGCAACUUGUUUUCGAUGAGAAGAAAUUGAGGAAUGAACUCAGAACAGUAAAGCUACAGAUGAAGGCUCAAAAAGAAAAGAAUUUUGACCAAAGGAAGUAUCGAUUACAAGAACUUAGUACACUACAAGAAGAACUUAAAUCUACAAAGAACAAUUUAGAAAGGUCCAAAAAAGCUAUUCGUGAAAAUGAUUCUGAAGUUCAGAAGAUAGUAGAAGAAAGGGAAAAAGGGAUCAAUGACAAGAAAAAAUUGCAGACAAUUUAUGCCACAAGAAAGGAAGAUUGUAGACAAUCAGCAAGCAGACUACUUUCUGUUGAGACUCAGAUUCAAGAAUGGAAAAAAUACACAAGAUUAUAUUUUCUGAAUCAGCUACUUCAAGAGGCAGUUGAAAAUGUGAAGUUUUAUGCUGCAUACAAGAGUCGGUACGUUAAUUCUCCAGACAUCAUUGCUAUUUGUGACAUGUGGAAAAAAAGAAUGAAAGGAAUUCAAGAGCAAAUUGAUCUGGUCAAUGCUACAUCUUGGUCUCAGGAAGAUGGAACAUAUUAUGACGGUGCAUUUUCUACAAAUUAUUUUAACUUUAUGCCAUCGCAAUACAAAUUUAAACAUCAAAAGUAUCCUGUAGAUCAACAAAGACUUUCACCAUCUCCUGUAACAGUUGAAAUGAAUCAGAAUGUUGCAGAAAGUGCCUGGUUUUCACCCAGAUCUAAGAAUAUAGGACUUGAUGAGAAAACAUUACUGACAGCAGAAAAAAACAACUACAGAUCAGCUGCUUGGCCAGCCAGUCACGUAACGGUACCACUUAUGCAGCCUAAUUCAGCCCUUGAUUUGUUGGAUCUUAACCAGUCUGAUCUUGAACUAGAACUUAGGAUGUUGGCUGGUCAAAAAAUGCCAUUUCCUCUUUAUCUUGAUAGUGGUGGUUUGGAAAUGCAUGAUGUCUCAAAUGAAGAAAAAUCAUCAACAAUCCCAGAUAAUUCUCUUGGCACAUUACAGACUUCACAUUUCUCAGAGAAUCUUCAACAUCAUUUAUUUGAAUCUUCUGACUCCACAGCUGAGCCCUUGAAUGAACCCUUCAAACAUUUACAGUCUGCACAUGCAAUUGUUAAGUCCAGGAAAGACUUCCAGGCUUUACACACCAAAAGGCGACUUGAUGGAGCAUCCACCACCACCAAGUCACCAUUUGGCAGGGAGUUAUGUGUUCUUGCAGAGCCAAGAUCAUUGUAUCAUGCAGUAAUGGAACAACUUUUGUUCAAAUUCCCUACAAUAAGCGCGGAUGUAUUUCAUUCACUUAUUAAUAAAGUGAAAGAUGAAAAUAAUGGUACUCUGUUUGGUUUAUCUGUCAUUGACCUGGUCAGGCAAGUUUCUCACCAUGUUGUUCAGCAUACCUAUCGAGAAAUGAGAUUUCCAUCUGCAUCAGAGCUUUAUCCAUUUCGUUCCAUAGACUAUGAAAAUACUUUUCUCCCCAGCUAUCCUACUGUACAAUCUGAUCUGUCUUCAGUAAGACCAGAUAGAUUCAGUGGCCUAAUGUCUGGAAGUGCAAACCCUUCAUGUUUUGCAUCAUUACCUCUUGGCGAUUUGCUGGAGCUGGAAGGCAGUUUUGAUGGCCUGUAGAGUUGAAGAAACAUAGUUAAAUUUGAACAUAUAAUUCCACUACAAAUCUUAUGUUUGCUGGCUAACAAAUGCUGUUCUUUUGAAAUUUCCAUACAACUGAAACAAUCUGAAAUUUUUCUACCAUAUUUGGCUUCUUCACCUAUAGGUACAAAUAAUAAUAAAAUGACUGGUUGAAAUUUCAAUUGAUUCAUUAUAAACUGCAAUUGUAACUUCUAAUAAAUUGAUAAAGCUUUCUUUCAAAAGGAACAUCACUUUCUGUUUAACUAUUGCUAUGAUGUUGCAUCGAUCAGAAUUAAUAAGAUUGAAAUUUAUUCUGUGAAGAUCUAUGUUUGUGUUUGUAACGUAAUGAUUUAGUCAGAAUAUCGUGCUUCCCAUUGUUUAUGCAUUAUGACAUUUCUCUUGGAUAAACUCCAUUUCAGAAAAUAGAAAAUUCAGCAUUACAAAGCACUUCAACACUGCAGUGAAUCAACACAAGAUGAAACUGAACUUUAGCUUUUCAGAAAUAUAUUUUUUGUAACACAGCUUUAAAAAGAUAGAUCAGGUGAAUACACUGCAGUUACUGACAAAACGAGUGAGUGUGCUUUUCUGUUUGACCCAAAGCACAAUGAAAAUGGCCUGAACAGUAAGGAGAUCACAUACAGGAGUAGUCAGGGACACAACUUUAGAUAAAUAUUUAAACGAAUCAGUGUUCAUCCAGCUCCACACCUUGUUAUCUCUAAAAUUAUGUGGAAUUUGCUACCAUUAGAAUGCUACCAUCAAGCUAGAAGGAUGCCUGCUUGUUACAUAAAUGGGUAGUAUAUGAAUUUCAGUGCCAGUGUGUUGCUAAAUAUGGGCAGUUGCAUAGCUAGCAUCCUGAAGAUUGGCAGAUUGUAUUAAACAGUGUGUCCCUUCAACUUCACAACAUUCAAGAUACUUAAUGUCUAAAAAGCCAUAUUUGGUCAACCCUAAACAGUGUGUCUAAUGUUAUUCUGUGUUUGAGCAACAUUUGUGAAAUAAUCCUGAGUAUUUCAGAAAUAUGCUCAUAAGCAAUUUAAUAUUCUCAGCCUGGAAUGCAGUGUGGAACAUUUGUGUGGACUGAAAACUAGAUAUUAAUGCAGAGGUCCCUAUUCUUUAUAGUCACAACGUAUGCACAUGGAGUUUGUUUCACCUGAACAAUACAAGUCCCAGCCAUUGUCUGGUUCAUGCCUCAAGGCAAUACAUUGAGCAACAAGAAUCAACUCAUUGGUUCAGAUUGAAUGCUUGACAGUUAAUGGUUAGUCAUCACCUGACUGGUAUUAUGCUGCAUGGCAAUACCUCUAACGAUUUAGAACCUACUUGCCAACUAAUAAGCAUAAACAGUAUAAACAUGCUCCCCUCAACAUUGGUAUUCUUCCAGACUGUCCCAAUAAGUGCAUGGUGAAAACUUUGACAAUAUUCAAGUUCUGUAUUACAACAUAAUUAAUUAAUAAAAAGUAAUUACCUUUCACCUUAACUAUGGAGUGAGAACAGCAAUCCCAAAAGUGAAUUUGAAGAGCAAAAAAUAAAUAUAUGAUGGGACAAGAGUAAGUAAAAUAAUGUUGAUAUCACUAGGCUAAACAGUGCCUGCGUUGCACCUUUCCAACUGUUUUAUGUUUCUGUUUUAUGGCUUAGAAGGGGUGGAUGCUAGGAAGUUGUUUCCGUUAGGCAGGGAGACUAGGCCCCGUGGGCACAGCCUUAAAAUUAGAGGGGGUAAAUUUAAAACUGAAAUGAGAUGACAUUUCUUCAGCCAGAGAGUGGUGGGCUUGUGGAAUUCGUUGCCAUGGAGUGCAGUGGAGGCCGGGACAUUAGAUGCCUUCAAGGCAGAGAUUGACAAAUUCUUGAUCUCACAAAGAAUCAAGGGCUACGGGGGGAGUGCAGGGAAGUGGGAGUUGAAAUGCCCAUCAGCCAUGAUUUAAAUGGUGGCGUGUACUUGAUGGGCUGAAUGGCCUUACUUCCACUCCUAUGUCUUAUGGUCUUAUGUAAGAAGUAUUCCCUUAACUGUAUAACUUAUGAUUGAAAAUCACAUAGUCAUUUGACAGCUCUUAAUGCAUAGCAGUAGGUAGAUUCUGCCAGUUCAGACUAGGCAAGCUUGUUAGAAAGAGAAUUAGUAGGAAUUGAAGUUUAUGAUGAAAAAUAGAACUCCCAUGUCUCAAUCCAUUUGAUCCAAUUCAGAGUUUAUGGAUUUCCAGAGCAAAAUACUGAUUUUACAAAAACUCUUAUUCUGAAAAUUCUCAAAGUUGGUACUGUUGGAAAAAAAAUCAAGGAAGAAAAGAGCAAAACUAACAUAAUACCAGAGUCAUACUUAUAGACAUAUAUGCUUUGUGAAAUCUUUCUGUCAUUUCCUGUGUGGCUAAUUGAAAUAACUCCCAAGUACACACCCACAUGCUUUCAAAUGAAGUGAUAAAUGUUAGGUUAUUCCAGAAUACAAAUUACUGGUUAUAACUAUGUGGCUAAUAACUCAAAACGAUCCUGAUCCCUCUGACCAUGUCAGUUUCUUCCUGUUUGAAAUGAUGCGGAGGUGCUGAUGUUGGACUGCAGUGGAUGAGGUCAGAAAUCUCACAACACCAGGUUAUAGUCGUAUAGGUUUCGUACACCCUCAUCAGUGGUGUAACACUUUGAUCUUUUACUUAUAAAUUCUGUGUCUAAUACUAACCCCCUCUCUAACACUUCAAGGAGGAGUGAGGCUCCGAAAGCUUGUGUUUGCAAAUAAACCUGUUGUAUUAUAACCUGAUGUCUAUGAUUCCUGUUUGAAAUGUUGACGUACGCAUUGAGACUCUUAUAAGCCAUGUAACCGUGUUCGUCUGCUUACUGUGCUACUUAAUUUUAUUGCCAUUAGUUUACUUUUUGUGAAUGUUGAUCUUCUGUGGUUAUUAAUAUUGAUUCAGUACAAUUUAUUUUCCAUCUAGCUUCUCAUGACACUUCUUGAGGCUCAUGUCAUUCACCUACAUGCCACAAAAACUACAAAGGGUUUAUAGGGUGACAAACAGGCAUAUCUGUGUAUCAUGCUAACCAGUUUGUCAUGUGGUUGCCCUUGGUCUUAGUUGUCUUUAAUAUUAGGACAAGUACUUUCAGGAAAGAAUGCUUUUGCUUUUAGUUCCAUUUACUUGGUGAUAUGCAUGUGAGUACGUGUCUCUCAUUUCAACAUUGUCAAAAUGUGGGUGGAGGUCAAUGCAUGGCAGAAUUUUCUAAGACUCCUGUCACCAGUGUGCUCAGCACAAAGUUGUCAUAGUAAUUGGUAGGUUGUAUAUCAGUUCUAGUGCAUUCAUGCUAAUGGUUAAAGGGGUGGUAUGUGAAAGAAAAUAAACAUUUUAAAAAUCUGUACUUUAACAUACGUAAUGAAUCACCGUGCGAGUAACCAUGCUGGUUGGCCUUCUGACUGCUUAGAAUUAGACAGCAUGAUUAAUGAAUAGCUUUUGUUGCCUAUGUGCAGAAGGUUCCUUGAGAUCCCACAUUACAAUGAUCCAAAUGACAGAAAAUAGGUUAAACGGUUGGAUGUGUAUCAACUUGGGGAGGAGAUGAAAGAGGGACUGGAAUUUGCAGAACUUGCGUGGAACAAGAAUAUUAAAAAGUCAUUUGGUGGUACAGAACCUACUUUGCUGUAUAAAGAAAAGUUUGAUGAAGAUUUUCAUUUUGUACUCAGUACAACUGACAAGAAUACCAGUUCCAGGGGAAACCAACAUUUAUAAGGUAGAGAACAUUGGAGCAGGAGUAGCCUACAAGGCCUUUGGAGGCUCUUCUGCUGUUUAAUAUAAUCAUGACUGAAUAUCCAACUCAGUACUCUAUUCCCACUUUCUCUCCCUACCUUUUAUCCCUUUAGACCUAAGAACUACAUCUAAUUCCUUCUUGAAAGCGUUCACUGCUUGAUCUCAGCCACUUCCUGUGAUACAGAGUUCAGGAGGCUCACCACUCGCUAGUGAAGAAAGUUUUCCUCCUCUCAGUCCUAAAUGGACAUCCACAACAUUGUGUUUACCUUGUUCCAUUCUGUUAGGAAUUUUAUAGAUUUCUAUGAGAUCCCUCCUUGAUCUUCUAAACUCCCAGUGAGUAUACCCCAAACCAAUCAAGUCUUUCAUAUGUCAGCCCUGCCAUCCCAGGAAAAGCCCUCAAAAAAUAAGAGGUAUGAAGGGACAAUGCUAAAUAGAUGCUAAGUGGACUCUGAUUGCUUGUGGCUUUGCUUUGGAGAAUGCACUCAUUCAUGGUGAUUGACAGUUAACAGCCAGGCAUUGUUCAUAUUUUAAACCAGGCAGAUUGGCUGUGAUUAGACAGGACAUUGCCCUGGGAAAUGAUCCAGUAAAUGGCUGCAACCUAUAUUGUUGAAUUGAAAUGGGUGCAGUGUAUGUACAUGUUUGUUCUUUGUUCUAACCAGGGGGUAGCUUCAAAAUUAAAGUGUCCAAUGAACAUCAGUAGUCAUGUAGUAAAUGUAUUUGGAAUUGUUUGAACUGGCAAACAUCCCAGCUUGUGGAAUUGUUCUUGUGGGAGAAAGAAAUUCAAUUUAUAAUGGAAGUUGAGUUGUUGAAUCUGUUAUCCACUGUAUGCUUGAGAAGAUGCCAGACUUGAUCUGAAAAUUGGAGGACAACAAUAUUUUUCCACAUUUGUGUCAAUUUAAUUCUCUACACAAGGCACCUGAUAUACAACUGAUUCUCCUGUACAUAUCACAGCAGUGGCUGGAUUUGUGUAGCUCUGAAUUGCAUUCUAAGUGUUUGAGUAAUAUAACUCAAACAAAGAAAAGUGCUUUAGUUAAAUAGAUGUGACCAUAAUAUUGCUUAUAUGACACUUGAGAUGCUUAUUGCAGCUCAGACUGUGACAUGAUGUCUGUAUUCUUCAGCCUAAAUAAACUUGUGUUUGUCCAUGAUUAUACGGAAAUCAAAGUAUUUGGCU